CCGUGUUUAUUACAUGUAGUUCUUGUCAUAUUAUAUAUCUUAUUAACGACGUUACCGAUCAAUACGAAUUCUCUUACGGGUGAUUUGGUUGAACCUAUUGAUAAACCUUUUGUAGAAAAUUAUGAAAACAAAGAGUUAAAUUUCAUAACCGUUGGUGAUUGGGGUUAUGAAGGGACUGAACCAGGUCAAACAGUUACAAAUCAAUAUAAAGUAGCUAAGGCUAUGGAAGCAUGGGCUCAAUAUUAUCAUGAUGAUUUUGUUUUAAAUACCGGUGAUAAUUUUUAUAUUAGUUAUGUUGGAGAUCACGAAGGGGUUACAAGUGUAGAUGAUCCAAAAUGGAAUAGAAUAUGGAAAGGUGUAUAUAAAGGAAGAUUAGCUGAAAUCCCUUGGUAUACUAUAGCAGGAAACCAUGAUUGGUAUAAUAAUAUUACGGCUCAAGUUGAUUAUAGUUUAAAUUAUGAUUCUCGUUUCUUUUUACCAUCAACAUAUUAUGUUCGUGAAUCAUACAUUGGUCCAGAUAAAACGAAAAUUGCAUGGAUUCAUAUUGAUACAGAUAUUUUCUAUUAUAAUUCGACAGAUCUUGAAGAAACAGAAAAAAUACCUUUGAAACAACAAUUGAAAAAAUUUGGAUGGGAUAGUUUACAAGCAAAGGAAGAUAAAUUAAAAUGGAUAGAAGAUAGAUUAGUUGAACAACAAAAUUCAAAAUGGAUAAUCGUUGUUGGUCAUCAUCCUCUUGUUGGUUUGUGUGCAAUGCAAUAUUAUAUGGUAAGGUUGAGACCGCUUUUCGAAAAAUAUCGUGUAGCGGCUUAUUUCUCAGGACAUGCACAUACUUUACAAUUAGAAUUGGCAAAACUUGGUCAACCUGUUACAUACUUCUUGUCAGGAGCUGGUAGUAGAAUGGAAGAAAGGUGUCCUGGACAAGAUUGGGGUGUACCAGAUAAAGUAUUGGGAUUCUUACAUACUACUAUAAAUGAUACUGUAAUGACCUAUGAAUAUGUUGAUUCCACAACUCUUGAACCUAAAGUAGUUUAUAAAGGACAUGUUUAUCCUAGAUAUUAAUUAAUUUAUUCUAGAGCCUAUAUAUAAAUAUUAUAUCUUAUUUAAUCAUAAUAAAUUAUUUUUAACACAAAA
Molecule: messenger RNA, 1131 nt
Organism: Rhizophagus irregularis DAOM 181602=DAOM 197198
Lineage: Eukaryota; Fungi; Glomeromycota; Glomeromycetes; Glomerales; Glomeraceae
Molecular function (GO): ferric iron binding; acid phosphatase activity; ferrous iron binding
Source: RefSeq, a predicted model, not a curated record